AUGACGCGUCGCGUAAAGUUAACUCAAUCCGCCACUGGCGGAUUUUCAUGGCUGGUGGCCGUCGCCGCGACGGCUCUCGUCCUCGUCUCCCUCGUUGGAGAUAUGCCCCUGCCGUGCGCUGCAGUGAAUGCACAAGCAGCAGGGCGAAGGCCGGGGGCGAAGCAGUACAUCGUGCAUUUGAGAUCCGUGCCGUCAGUGCUGUCGUACCGGGGAGGGAUCAACGGGCUGAGGGCCACAGCGACUGUAGACGAUGAAGAGGAUGAGUAUGACGAGGAUGAUGGGGAGGAGGGUGAUUUUCCUGGUGAUGAUGUAUCAGGAAAGGAUUCGUUCGAUGAGGAUAUUCUGUCCGCUGCAGUGGCCGCUGCAGAGGCAGCAGUGGAGAUCGGCGGAGUGGUGGGAGCAGGAGGGGAACCAGGGGAAACGGGAGAACCAGGGGUAGCAGGCGUGGCGGGGUUAGCAGCAACAGCAGCAGCUGGUGGGAUAGGCGGACGGUUGGGAAAGAUAGUGGGAAUUAGCGCACUGGCGUUUAGAGAGGCAAGGAUGGGUGAUCUGCUGCCUUUGACCAAUUCUUCUCAAAUUUCACACAAUGCUGCUGCUGCCGCCCUUAGCUCCAUUCGUGGCGUGAGCUCCGCGUCAGCAUCCACGUCAGCAGCAGCGGGAGCCACGUCACCCGUGCUGACAGCGCAGCAGCUGAGCGUGAGAGCGGCGCGCAUCAUGCGCACCACGCCCUGGGGCCGCCUCAUGCGACCCGACGUGCGGUUACCGCAUGUGCAGGCCUUCACGCGCUUCCUGGAAGCUUCCCACCGCAGCCUGCUGCGAUCGCUCAACAUUCCUGUCUCUUCCAUCUUCCACAGCUAUUCCUACCUGAUGAACAGCUUCGCAGCGCAGCUCACUCCAGCGGAAGCUACGAAACUGCGCCUCCACCCCGCAGUGGCAGACGUCGAACCAGACAGAAUAGUGCGCAUGACCACGGUGCAGUCUCCUGAGUUCCUGAAGAUGGAUACGAGCCUGUGGCCGGCUGCUGGUGGGCAGAGCAGUGCCGGGGAGGGAAUCAUCAUCGGAGUGAUAGAUUCGGGGAUUUGGCCCGAGCACCCCUCUUUCUCCGACCCGGACCCCAACGGGGCGGCCUACACAGCCAAGCCCACGCGGUGGAGGGGCGUGUGCACCAAGACUGCAGACUUCCCAGCGUGCAACAACAAGCUGAUAGGCGCGCGCUACUUUUUGAAGGGCGCGGAGUGGACGUUUGGUAAGCUGGACACCAAGGAGGAGUACCGGUCAGCACGGGAUAAAGUGCAGCACGGCACGUGGUGUGCGGGAGCGGCAGCGGGCAACGCAGGGGUAACCGUGACCACGGGAGGUCGCAGCUACGGCACAGCGUCAGGCAUGGCCCCCCGUGCACGACUAGCAGUGUACAAGGCUUUAUGGAUCAUUGGGGGGUAUGAGGGCACUGGAGCCUCGUCAGACCUAAUCGGUGCGGCUGAGAAGGCUGUUGCUGAUGGCGUGGAUGUGAUCUCGUGCUCGUGGGGCGGCCUUGCUAUGUACUUCCAAGAUUUGCCGUACCUGCGAGGCCUCAAGGCGGGGGUGGUGACGGCCUUUGCAGCGGGCAACGAGGGCAAGCCCAACCCCAGCAGCAUCUGGGGCACCCUUGGGAACGUCUCGCCCUUCUACCUCACUGUUGGAGCAAGCACAAUGGGCCGGGAGUACAGAGCAGUGCUGACCCUAGGAGAUGCCACCACCUUCAAUGCUCGCAGCCUGGGCGGCACCUCUGCCACGGGCUCGGCUCUGCCCCUUAUUCUGGCUGAGUCUGCUCUGCUGUCCGGCGGAGAUAAGGCCAAGGCGCAGGAGUGUUACAGCGGGCACAUCAGCAGGACAGAAGUUUCCGGGAAGUUUCUCGUGUGCACCCUGCUCACGCGCAAAAUGGGGCUCCUGCUGGCAGACGCAGAUCUGCUGGGGGCGGCUGCUAUCCUCGUUAUAAGCGGGACGCACAAGAAAGACAAGCAGUAUCGCAUGCCCUUCACCAAAACACCCAGCGUCUUCCUCCUGUCCUCGAGCGGCAAAACGGUCAAGAGCUAUAUGCAGGCGGAAAGCAGCCCCACAGCCACUCUAUCCGCCUACACCGAGUCUCACUCCACCAACGCCCCGCAAGUCGCCUUCUUCUCAUCCACCGGGCCGCCCCGCAGCGCGCGCUACCCGCCCGCGCUCCUAAUCCGCGACUUCCCCACCAACGACAUCCUUAAACCCGACGUUAUGGGUCCGGGGUUCCUACUAUGGUCCGCGGCGCCGGGAAAAUCCGUCGCGACCGCCGCGACUGACGCGCCCGAGUUUAACUACUGGUCGGGAACAUCCAUGUCCACGCCGCAUUUGGCGGGAAUCAUGGCUGUAAUCGUGCAGGAGAAACCUCAUUGGUCACCCGCGCAGGUGAUCUCCGCGAUUACGACAACAGCGUAUACGAAGAAUAAAAACGGGCAGCCGAUUCAACGGGCGGAUGGGUCGAAGGCGAACGCGUGGGAUUACGGAGGCGGGCACGUGGAUCCCACGCGCGUGCUGGAUCCGGGGCUGACGUUUCACAGCGCGCAGAAGCAGUUUGUGAAUUUUCUUAUGGGGAGGGAUCCGCUGCGAGCGAAAAAACGGUUUUGGCGAAUGGGGAAGGCCCGCCCGAUUUUCCCGUGGAGCAUCAACCGGGCCUCGAUUGCGGUAACCAGGUUACACGGCGUUAUGGUUGUGUACCGGAAAGUGAAAAACGUCUACAAUUUACCGUCUAUUUAUACUGCUAAGGUGGACCCCCCACCUGGGUUUACCGUGAAAGUAUCCCCGAAGCAGAUGGUUAUUCCGCCGGGGAAGUCCAAGUUGUUUAGGGUUACCAUCAUUAGGUUUCUCCCUCUAAAUGAGUUUAGGUUUGGAACCAUUGUAUGGACGGAUCAACAUGGGCACUCUGUGCCUGUGCCUUUGGUAGUUAGUUCUCCCGUUUGGCCUUGA
This is a messenger RNA of Closterium sp. Yama58-4, 2976 nucleotides long. Lineage: Eukaryota; Viridiplantae; Streptophyta; Zygnematophyceae; Desmidiales; Closteriaceae. The record is from the annotation of a GenBank genome assembly.